This is a messenger RNA of Lodderomyces parapsilosis, 849 nucleotides long. Its product is annotated as TLC domain-containing protein. Gene Ontology annotation, cellular component: endoplasmic reticulum; membrane. Gene Ontology annotation, biological process: lipid homeostasis. The transcript has a single exon. The record is from RefSeq and is a predicted model, not a curated record. Lineage: Eukaryota; Fungi; Ascomycota; Pichiomycetes; Serinales; Debaryomycetaceae. The coding region runs from base 1 to 849 and encodes 282 amino acids.
AUGUUGGAGUUCUUACCCAUAGUUAUCCAGGACCCGUUUGAAAGUUACAGACCAUUCCCCAACCACCCCACCAACUUAUUUGCAGCCCACUGGCAUGAGAUUGUCGGUUCCGCCAUAUUCUACUUUGCAAUCCAAGCAAUGGUGAAACCCUUGGCUACUCGCAUCUUGGGAAAAACAUAUACAAGCUUGCAGGAUAGAACUCGAGUUGAUUUCGAUAUUCACAUAGUGUCAAUGAUUCAAUGUAUUGUGUCCAUUGUGCUUACUUUUUAUCAUUUCAAUAAUCCCCAUUGGCAAAAUCGGUCAAAUGACCCCGUGAAUUCGUUAUUGGGGUCAACACCAUUUGGAUCCAUGGUUGGUGCUGUGUCUGCUGGAUAUUUCGUAUGGGAUAUCUGGGUUUGUGUUUACAAUUUUGAUAUUUUUGGCAUGGGGUUUUUGCUUCAUGGAGGUGCUGCGUUAUUUGGAAUGGUUUGUACAUUGAUUCCUUAUUGUCAACCAUGGACAGCAAGUUUCCUUGCAUUUGAAUUGAGUACUCCGUUUGUCAAUUUGAAUUGGUUUGCUUCACGUAUGCCACAGGGUACAUUUAGCGACAAGUUUGUCAUCAUUAAUGGUCUCUUGUUGAUGGUUGUGUUUUUCUUUAUUCGAAUCAUUUGGGGCUUUUAUGCCAUUGCUCAGUUGGCUAUUGAUAUGACUUACUCAUUGGAUCAAAUUAACAAGCUUAUACCGGCAACUCUUUUGGUUUUGAAUUUCGGAUUGGAUGUUUUGAAUGUAUUUUGGUUUUACAAGAUGGUUAGAAUUGCCAGAAAGAAAGCCUCGAAGGGGUCGGGUUCCGUUAAUAAGAAAAGUGACUAA